Messenger RNA from Budorcas taxicolor (takin), 1476 nucleotides. RefSeq names its product zinc finger and BTB domain containing 8B (gene ZBTB8B). Gene Ontology annotation, molecular function: DNA-binding transcription factor activity, RNA polymerase II-specific; RNA polymerase II cis-regulatory region sequence-specific DNA binding; protein binding. Gene Ontology annotation, biological process: regulation of transcription by RNA polymerase II. The transcript is spliced from 3 exons. The coding region runs from base 1 to 1476 and encodes 491 amino acids. The record is from RefSeq and is a predicted model, not a curated record. Lineage: Eukaryota; Metazoa; Chordata; Mammalia; Artiodactyla; Bovidae.
AUGGAGAUGCAAUCCUAUUAUGCCAAGCUCUUGGGGGAGCUGAAUGAACAGCGGCAGAGGGACUUCUUCUGCGACUGCAGCAUUAUCGUGGAAGGGCGGAUCUUCAAGGCCCACAGGAACAUCUUGUUUGCCAACAGCGGCUACUUCCGCGCCCUGCUCAUUCACUACAUCCAGGACAGCGGGCGGCACAGCACCGCCUCCCUGGACAUCGUCACCUCCGACGCCUUCUCCACCAUCUUAGACUUCCUUUAUUCUGGAAAGUUGGAUUUGUGUGGGGAGAACGUGAUUGAAGUUAUGUCGGCUGCCAGCUACCUGCAGAUGAACGACGUGGUAAACUUCUGCAAGACAUACAUCAGAUCCUCCCUCGACAUCUGCCGAAAGAUGGAGAAGGAGGCUGCAGUGGCGGCCGCGGUGGCUGCAGCAGCAGCCGCCGCGGCAGCGGCCGCAGCGGCCGCCGCAGCUCAUCAGGUGGACAGUGGAAGCCCCAAGAAAGGGACCGCCGGUGAGACCAAGAGCUUGGUCUCUCCAGCCGAGGGGGAGGAGAGUGUGGACCGACCAAGAGAGCCCCCCAGUGGUGAUCACAGAGGCUGCUGCCCUCUGGAACUGGUGGGGAAAGACAGCCAGGGCAGUGGCUGGGCUGACAGUGACGGCUCCACUCGGCCAGAACAGAUGGAGCCCAAGGUGGAGUUGGGUGCUGCGGAGGUGGAGAUGGAUGGACAGCUGCAACCGCCUGCCACCCCACUGAGCCUGGCCCCCCGGGAGGAGGGUUUGCCCAGUAGCCAGGCUAUUGACUUGGCUUACAGUAACUACCAUGUUAAACAGUUCCUGGAGGCACUCCUGCGCAAGAGUGCCGUCCAGAGCAAAGAGGAUGUGGACCAUCACUUUUCUCGGAGUUUGGAGGGAAGACCAGAUGGUGCAGGAGUGGCAGCCAUGAGUUCCAUGAUGGAUGUGCAGACUGACUGGUAUGGAGAGGACUCAGGUGAUGUGCUGGUGGUGCCCAUCAAGCUGCACAAGUGUCCUUUCUGCCCCUACACUGCCAAACAGAAGGGCAUCCUUAAGCGGCAUAUCCGCUCGCAUACGGGGGAGCGGCCCUAUCCUUGUGAGACCUGUGGCAAGAGGUUCACUCGACAGGAGCAUCUGCGGAGUCACGCGCUCAGUGUUCAUAGAUCCAACCGUCCAAUCAUCUGCAAGGGCUGCAGAAGAACCUUCACGAGUCACCUGUCGCCGGGGCUGCGGCGCUUCGGGCUGUGUGACAGCUGCACCUGCAUUACAGACACGCACGAUGACGAUGACGAAUUGAUGCCCAUCAACCUCAGCCUGGUGGAGGCGUCGUUUGAGAGCCAAGAAAAGAGUGACGCAGACAGUGACUGGCCGAUCUAUGUGGAGUCUGGGGAGGAAAACGACCCUGCCAGAGAGGAUUCUGACGACAGACCCCAAAUUCAGCCCAACUUAGCUGGUGGAGAGACGCUUACGUAG